UUUACUCACAGUCACCGGUGGCUCCAGCAAAACCCCUAGGGUUUUACAGUCAGCCAUCUCCUUCCGCCUUCUUUCUCCUCCAAAUUCAAAACUCAAUUCAAUCCCUCUUUCUUGCUUUCUGUAAAUAUAUCUAUUGCGUCCUAGUUCUAAUUGACAAUGGAAGAAGUGAAGAACGGAGAAAAGCUAACGCUAGUGACACGGAAGCCCUGUUUCGGACUACCCACCGCAUGCCCGACUUGUUUACCCGUUUAUAUUUAUCUCAGAUUCGCUCAACUCCCUUUUGAUGUUGAAUACAAUCUCAUCUAUCCUGAUUCUGAUCAAAUACCUUACGUUGAAUUCGGUAGUCACGUGGUCUAUAACAAUGAAAAAGGUGGAGUUAUCCAGAGUUUAAAGGAUGAGCAAACUGUUGAUUUGGACUCCGAUGUCUCUGGUAUCCCUGAAUGGGUAUCAACAAAAGCAAUGGUGGAAUCAUGGCUUGCUGAAGCUGUCAUGUAUGAGCUUUGGGUCGGGUCUGAUGGAAGUUCAGCACAGAAGAUAUAUUAUUCUGAUCUCCCGUGGCCUAUAGGAAAGUGUUUAUACUUUAAGCAAAUUCAUAUGGUGAAACAACUACUCGGAAUAACUAAAGGGAAUGCUGAGAGAAGGGAAGAGGAGAUCUAUAGGAGAGCUGCGACUGCUUAUAAUGCUUUGUCAACUAGGUUAGGUGAACAAUCUUUUUUCUUUGAGAACAGGCCUACAAGUCUGGAUGCCAUAUUUCUUGGUCAUGCGCUUUUCACACUUCAUGCGUUACCUGAGACGUCAGUACUGCGAAGUAAGCUUUUGGAUCAUGCUAAUCUUGUUAGAUAUGCAGAAAAUCUAAAAGCGGAGUUUGUAGAUGCUGAUUCUUCUUCAUCUUCUGUCUCGCCAUCUCGGUCUGAUCCCUCCUCCUCAGUGCCUAAGAGAGGUCCUUCAAAUUGGAAAUCGAAUCCUAAGAGUAAACCUAAGAGGGAAAAGACAGAGGAAGAGAAGAAAUUCAAGAGGAGAGCAAAAUAUUUUUUGGUAACCCAACUUGUUGCAGUAUUGGUCUUUAUCUCCCUUCUUGGUAGGUCUAAUGAUGCUGAAGUAGAGUUUGAGGAUGGUGAUGAUGGCUUGGAUUAUGAGUAAAUGAAAUGUUUUUUCUCCAUUGAGAAUGAUUUUUUGUCCUUAGAUUUAGGUAGUUGCAAGUUGCAGCAUGUAAUUUUAGCAAGCAUAUUUCCUGAUCUCUACCUUUGUUUUGAUUAAAAUUUUGGAAAUAUUCUUGUGUAAUGACAAAUAAAUGAUGUACUAUUCUUGACGAAAUUUGGUUCACAAAUGAUAGAAAAGAUGCUGCCAGCUCUUUCUUUCA
Coffea eugenioides is the source of this 1360-nucleotide messenger RNA. RefSeq names its product mitochondrial outer membrane import complex protein METAXIN-like. The record is from RefSeq and is a predicted model, not a curated record. The transcript has 6 exons. Gene Ontology annotation, biological process: mitochondrion organization. Gene Ontology annotation, cellular component: SAM complex. Bases 157 to 1140 code for a protein of 327 amino acids. NCBI's taxonomy places the organism in Eukaryota, Viridiplantae, Streptophyta, Magnoliopsida, Gentianales, Rubiaceae.